AGGUUUUUCUUUUUGCUGAUGUGGUUGAGUGCGCCGCCACCUUCCACCGAUUUCAUCUUUACCGCUAGAGUUUUUCUCUUUUUGUUGUAAAUCACUUUAGUGCAGCGAUUAUAUCGCAUUUUUUUGAUAUUGCGAAAUAGAACCAAGUACGUUGAAAUUAAUCGUACAAAACUUGUUUAUGUUUACGUACUUUUUUGUAUAGCGACGCAAUUUUUCUAGCAAAUUUUCACUUUUUUCCAAGCGAACCAUGAACGGCGCACACAUGGAGGCUGCUCAUCCGGCUGUUGGCCCCCCUGGUCAACCGGGAACUACGCCCGGUGUGCCACCAGGUCAGCAUCGGAUUGAACACCACACCAGUAUGACGUUCAAAAAAACAAACGAAGACCCCAGCAGGUACCAUUUCCACCUUCUGAUGAAAAAGAACCUCGACAUUCACUGGAAAAACGGGAAAUGGAAGCAGUUUCUGUGCAUUUUCA
This is a messenger RNA of Amoebophrya sp. A120, 476 nucleotides long. NCBI's taxonomy places the organism in Eukaryota, Dinophyceae, Syndiniales, Amoebophryaceae. The record is from the annotation of a GenBank genome assembly.